AUGGAUGACAAGAAGAACGAAGAUGUUGAGAUGCGCAAUUUCAAUGGGCGCUCAUCCCCAUCUCAACGCGAUCCUUUUAUAUCCAAGCCAGGGGCGGCCAAAAGAGGGGGUUCUUCCUUUGACCUCUCCAAUGUCACGAAUAGUCCUGGGAUUUCCAUUCUUGCCUACUGUUUGGCAUCAAUUUCUAUGACCGUGACCAAUAAAUACUGUGUCUCGGGUUCAAAUUGGAAUUUGAACUUCUUUUAUCUCGCUAUUCAGUCUGUUGUAUGUAUCAUUGCGAUUAUCAUCUGCAAACAAGCAGGCUUGAUCACAAAUCUUGCACCAUUUGACACCAAGAAGGCGAAAACAUGGUUCCCUAUCUCACUCCUCCUCGUCGGCAUGAUUUACACCAGCACAAAGGCUCUUCAAUUCCUUUCAGUUCCCGUCUACACAAUCUUCAAGAACUUGACAAUCAUUGUGAUCGCAUAUGGUGAGGUUUUGUGGUUUGGAGGAAGUGUCACUCCUUCAGCUCUCUUCUCAUUCGGUCUUAUGGUUCUCAGCUCCGUCGUUGCUGCUUGGGCCGAUAUCCAACACGCUUUGUAUGGAGGUGGUGCUACACAAACCAAGGAAGCUGCCGAUGCUCUCUCGACAUUGAAUGCUGGAUAUGCAUGGAUGGGUAUGAAUGUUUUCUGCACUGCAGCAUACGUUUUGUCCAUGCGUAAGGUUAUCAAGAAGAUGAACUUCAAGGACUGGGACACUAUGUUCUACAACAACCUCCUUACCAUCCCUGUCCUCUUCGUUUGCUCGUUCGUUUUCGAAAACUGGUCAUCCGAAAAUCUCACCAAGAACUUCCCACUUGAGACCCGAAACAAUCUCAUUCUUGGCAUGAUCUACUCUGGACUCGCUACUAUCUUCAUCUCAUACUGCUCGGCUUGGUGUAUCCGUGUCACUUCUUCAACAACCUACUCCAUGGUUGGUGCUCUUAACAAGUUGCCAAUCGCUGUCAGUGGUCUCGUUUUCUUCGCAGCUCCUGUCACAUUCGGAAGUGUUUCCGCCAUUUUCAUCGGUUUCGUCAGUGGUAUCGUUUAUGCAUGGGCAAAGGUUAGACAAAACCAAUCGAAGGGAAGUGUUCUUCCUACAACACAACCGGUUAUGAGCGCGAGUUCCCAGAGCAAUCGUGAUGCUGCAAAGGCAUAA
Messenger RNA from Sclerotinia sclerotiorum 1980 UF-70, 1176 nucleotides. Its product is annotated as GDP-mannose transporter. Gene Ontology annotation, cellular component: Golgi apparatus. The record is from RefSeq and is a predicted model, not a curated record. Lineage: Eukaryota; Fungi; Ascomycota; Leotiomycetes; Helotiales; Sclerotiniaceae. The transcript has 4 exons. Bases 1 to 1176 code for a protein of 391 amino acids. Gene Ontology annotation, molecular function: GDP-mannose transmembrane transporter activity; antiporter activity.